Molecule: messenger RNA, 1154 nt
Organism: Ficedula albicollis (Collared flycatcher)
Lineage: Eukaryota; Metazoa; Chordata; Aves; Passeriformes; Muscicapidae
Gene: COPRS
Product: coordinator of PRMT5 and differentiation stimulator
Exons: 4
Coding region: 169-675 (168 amino acids)
Cellular component (GO): nucleus
Molecular function (GO): histone binding
Source: RefSeq, a predicted model, not a curated record
CGCAGCCGCCGCGGCUUCUCCUUGUCCCACUGGAAGUGUGAGGAGAGCUCGCCGCCCCUCAGGGCAGCUGAGGUUUCCUUCUGCUCUCCAUCCAUCUUGGCCCAGCGCCUCAGUGGUGUUGGAGGGCCCCCUCGGCCUGUUGUCUCCCACAGUGGUUGAUUUAGCGUAAUGGCUGCUGCUUCUGAGGCUGCAAACUCUGACGGGAAACAGCUUCCUAACAAGAAAGGAACAAUGAUCAGGGAAUCCGGAAAAGAAUGUUUGCUGCAGAAUAUUCCACCUGUUCUUCAUGGCAAGUCUGAAGAAAGUCCAUCUGCUUCUACCUCUCCCCAUGAAGGUGAUGUCAGUGGCUCUACUGAUGAGGGCUGGUGCGAUAUAUAUGCUAACCUGGAUGUGUGGAAUAGUGAAGUUUCCAAUAUACCUGAGUCUUCAGGGCCGCAAGAUGCAUCUGCCCAUGAGGUGGAGGACUGGGAUAAAGAAUUGGAGGAGCCUGACUGCAGCCCUUAUGAUGCUGAUGAUUUCUCCUGUGGAAGUUUUGAGGAGAGUAAUCUUUUUGGCUCAUUUGAAUGGAAGAAGGACUGGUUCUACAACCCAGGCUAUCACCACACACCUCGCUUUGUUUUUCCACCAAGAGUUAGAACAGUUGAGAAGGGCCAGUUUGAUGAUGCUGAUGAAUGAGGUUGAGCCUGGUCAGAAAUAAGUUUGGCUUGGUUUAUGUUCUUCAGCGAUUGAGCUGUGUCAAGUCCUUAGUUUGUUUGCAGAGUUGGGCCUGAGGCGAGAAAUGCGACACCAUCUCCAGAGUUUGGUUACUCUGUUUCUGAGCUGUCCAUAAAUUGUCCUGGACAGAAGAGUGCUGGUGCUGAGUGUAAGGAGUCAGUGCAUUUCUGGAGGUUUUGUUUGUAUUAUAUAGAUCUGUGUUGCUAAUUAAUUGCUUGAGGAGAAGUAUUUAACUUGUAAACUGCAGUUUGUUUGCCAGGCUUAUGUCAGUUUUGACAUGCUGAUCCCUGUGUUUUUGUGUAACUUUUAGUUUUCUUUCCUUUUCAUUUAAUGCUGUCAGAUUGGUUUGGAUAGCUUUAAAAACUCUCCCUCCUUCAAGCUUGUCUGUUUUAUUUCCAUAUGGUUCUAACGUCCAUUUGUGGUUCUUGUACUGGUGUUUA